Molecule: messenger RNA, 625 nt
Organism: Oncorhynchus masou masou (cherry salmon)
Lineage: Eukaryota; Metazoa; Chordata; Actinopteri; Salmoniformes; Salmonidae
Product: tumor protein p53-inducible protein 11-like
Exons: 6
Coding region: 38-625 (195 amino acids)
Source: RefSeq, a predicted model, not a curated record
UAGGCGUCAUAGGUCGUAACCGCCCCCCCUAUCAGCCAUGAGCAACAAACCCCAACCCCCUCUGAUGAAGAAACACAGCCAGACAGAUCUGGUGAGCCGGCUGAAGACCAGGAAGAUACUGGGCGUCGGAGGAGAGGACGAUGACGGAGAGAUACACAGGUCGAAGAUCAGUCAGAUGCUCGGAAAUCAGAUGAGGUUUGGUGUACGAGAGCCAAUAGGCCUCAGGAUAUGGAUUCUCAUGUCUGCUGUUCUGUUCACAACCACAGCCUUAAUAGCACUAGUGUUCCCCAGCCAGCUCUAUGAGUUUGUGUUUGAGCUCAAGACCACCAGGAUCUCCAUCAGACUCUAUGGAGGAGCACUACUCAGUGUCUCCUUGAUCAUGUGGAAAGGUCUGUACACAGCAGAGAAGGCCAUUAUCCAGUGGACCCUGCUGACCGAGGCCUGCCUCUUGUCUGUCCAGUUCCUGGUGACCAGCAUCACCCUGGUGGAGCUGGGUCUGAUGUCAAACUCUGCCAUCCUCCUCCUCCUCAGUGAAGUCCUCUUCCUCAUCAUCACACUCCUCUACUACUACCACCUGGGUCGCAGGACCAAGAAGACCCAGAACCAUACACAUAGUGCUGAUUAG